Messenger RNA from Paraglomus occultum, 1239 nucleotides. Lineage: Eukaryota; Fungi; Glomeromycota; Glomeromycetes; Paraglomerales; Paraglomeraceae. The record is from the annotation of a GenBank genome assembly.
AUGCCAAACGAACUAACACGCCCGAUAAUCGUUCCUUUGACGACAGUCCAGGCAGACUGGACUGAAGUAGUCUCUGACGUUGUUCGAGGAGUAAUUGCUUCAGGAUCCUUCUGGUGCGUUAAUGUAGGAAGACAAUCUGUUCAUGGCUCUGUAACUAUCAGAAAGAACCAAGAGGAUCCGAUGACGGUUGAUUUUAUUGGUAAUGACGGCUUGGAAGUAACGAGAGUGACUAAUUAUUCGUUUGCAAUAACUUGCGAACAACUUGGUAUCAAUGGAUCCAUUGUCAAGGGCCCUAAAGCAACCAAGAAAAUACACGAUUCAUCAGUCACUGCAAUGGAUAUAUCGCCUGGUGGAGCACUAUUUGUUACUGGGGAUGAGAAGGGUUUAAUUAAAGUUGGCGAUGCGAAAUCUGGAACGACAAGGCGCGAAUUAGUUGGCCACGUGGCUGGUAUUGGUACCUGUAGAUUCUUUCCAUCAGGACAAGUGGUAUUGAGCGGCUCAUCAGAUUUUCAACUAAGGAUCUGGUCCGUUCUUGAUGGCAGUAAUCCGGUUACUCUCAAAGCGCAUACAAAAGGAAUUACCGAUUCUGCUAUAAUAGAUCGAGGAAGAAAUGUUCUCUCUUCGUCAAGAGAUGGAACAAUUCGACUGUGGGAGUGUGGAUCGGCCAGUGUUAUCCGGACUCUUGGAAACUACAACGUGGUAGUGAACAAUAUCGCAUUAGGAAGUGUUGCCAGUGACAUCAGGAAUUGGGAAAACAAGGAAGCUGACAUUGAUUCACGCGAAGUUGCAACUGAUGACAAAAUCAUUUGCUGUGCACUCGAAAAUGGCAUAAUUUCCGUUAUUGAUUUAAGGAGUAAAGAUGAAGCGUUUUCCAUAAAUUCCUAUCGUAACACGGCAUUGUAUGCCUGCGCAUAUGAUGGUCGAUACGCAGCGGUCAGUGGAUCUGCAGAGGGAGUUAUAGAACUAUACGAUAUCAGAAACCCAAGUAUAAGCACGUUCGCCCUUCAACGAAAGGAUGCUCCCAUAUAUGACAUUGGUUUUAUCAACAAGUCCAGUAUUCUUGUUGCACCAGGCGAUGGAACAGCAUUCCAAUUUGCGCUUGAUACCCUUCCGACCAUGUCAAGCGCAGCACACGAAUUUGUUGGGUUCGAUGUCGAUCCUAUAUACUCUAUUCGAACUGUAGAUAGUGGGCAAUCAAUUUAUGCUGUUGGAAGAGAUGGAUGCCUGAGAAGUUUCUGA